UACCUUCAUUUUCAAAAAAGAAAUUUGGAAAGGGCCUUUCCUUGUCUAGAUAGAUUUGCAUGUCCACAUGUUUUCCCUUUUACACAGUAAUUAGGGCCAUUAAUACUUUGACACUGUGCUUCCACUUAUAAAAUUAGAAAAUCUAAUCGUUGCUUGCAUGCAUUGUUGUAUUGUUAAAAGAAAGUUUUGAUUCUUACUGUUUUGGCUCCAGCAAUGGAUGAAGUGAGGCGGGGCAUCUCGGUCCUGUUUCCAUUCACCAACACACACACCCGGCUACCCCAAUACUCACGUGUACGUCUGUGCAACAUAAAAAGACUGGUUAGCGUCCGAGCAAACAUAUUUCACAUUCACACAGCUGUCAGAGCCACAAGACUGAAGUGCGCGAAAUAUUUGUCCCCAUAGGAACUAAGCGUUGAGUGUGUGGAGGAAAGAUGACCGUGGACAGAAAGAUGAGCUCCUCCGAAGACAGUGCGCCAAGUGGUCACCUAAAGACGCCUGCCACGGUGGAGGCAAGGGGGCACUGGGGAAGCAAAGCCGAGUUCAUCCUGACCGUGAUGGGCGCGAUCAUCGGCCCCGGGAACGUGUGGAGGUUCCCCUAUCUGUGCUACAAGAACGGAGGAGGUGUGUUCUUCAUCCCGUACAUCCUGUUCAUAUUCACAUGCGGAAUCCCGUUAUUCUUCCUGGAGACCUCCUUGGGACAGUACACCAGCCAGGGGGGGAUCACUUGUUGGAGGAGGAUUUGUCCACUUUUCCAAGGCAUGGGCUAUGCAAGUACCUUAAUCAUCGUAUUCAGUGCAACCUCUUAUAUUACCAUCCUGGCCUGGGCGUUCUUUUACCUCUUCUCAUCCUUCAGUGCCGAGUUGCCUUGGGCCACAUGUGGGAACUACUGGAACACAGACUCGUGCUUGGACGUCAACAAUCGGAAUUUCAGUGUGGAAGCAAGACUGAACAGCACUCUUCCGGUUGUGGAGUUCUGGCAGCGUCGGGUUUUAAACAUCUCUGGUGGCAUCGAGGAGAUGGGCAGCUUGAGGUGGGAACUGGCCCUGUGCCUCCUCCUGAGCUGGGUCAUCUGCUACUUUUGCAUUUGGAAGGGCAUCAAGUCAACGGGAAAGGCAGCCUACUUCACAGCCACCUUCCCCUACAUUAUGCUGUUGAUUUUACUCAUACGUGGUGUUACCCUACCCGGAGCAAAAGACGGGAUUAUUUACUACCUUUACCCUGAUAUCUCUCGCCUUGCAGAUGCCCAGGUGUGGAUGGAUGCCGGCACUCAGAUCUUCUUCUCUUACGCCGUCGGCCUUGGUUUCCUCACCUCUCUUGGGAGUUACAACACUUACAACAACAACUGCUACAGGGACUGUUUUUAUCUGUGUCUGCUGAACAGUGCCACCAGUGUUGUGGCAGGAUUUGCCAUUUUCUCCGUUUUGGGUUAUAUGACAUAUGAACAAGGAGUGGAUAUUUCUGAAGUGGCAGAAUCAGGCCCAGGGUUGGCCUUCAUUGUCUACCCACGAGCUGUAGCCACGAUGCCCAUGCCUCAGUUGUGGUCAGUGUGUUUCUUCCUCAUGAUCAUUCUGCUUGGACUAGAUAGUGAGUUUGUUGGUCUGGAGUGUCUGAUGACCUCCCUAUGUGAUAUGUUCCCUACUUACCUGCGCCGAGGCUUUAGACGUGAACUGCUUCUGCUGGGUAUCUGCAGUACCUGCUGUUUGCUGGGAUUCUCUUUGGUCACUGAGGGGGGAAUGUACCUGCUCCAGCUUUUAGACCAUCAUGUCUGCAGUGGCAGCACUUUGCUCCUUCUCUCCUUGAGUCAGUCUCUCAGCAUUGCCUGGGUCUAUGGUGCAGAUCGUUUUUAUGGCAACAUCGCAGACAUGAUUGGCUAUCGGCCACACUCCUUCAUGAAGUACUGCUGGUGUUACAUCACUCCCUUCAUCUGUGUUGGCACGUUCAUCUUCUCCAUUGUGAAACGUUCUCCACUGAAGUUCAGUAACAGCUAUGUUUAUCCACUCUGGGCAAACAUCUUGGGCUGGUUCAUUGCCACGAUUUCCCUCUCCCUCAUCCCGCUGUUUGUGAUACUUAAAUUAAUCCAAGGGAAAGGCACUCUCAAACAGCGUUUCUUACUGCUCUGUAAACCCAUAGAUGACCUGCCAUUGGAUCAGCACUGUCCUCCUGCACUGGGAACAAAUGACUUCACUGUCCAUACAGAUCUACAACCUUUAAACCACAUUAGAGAACUCACUCAGUGAACACAAAUAAGUUCUUCUGCAGAGGGGUGCAGUCGAACUUAGUGUGUGGCCUUCUGGGCCUGCAUUCAUCAACUGUCAAAAAAUGUAUUAGUCCAUGGGCCAGACCAGAUAUUGGUACCAUCUCAGGUGACCAAACCUAAGUGGUACUAAAAUGUACUUUCUUUUCAUGCUUAUUUGUUUUGGUCGAUUUAAGUCUUGUUUUGUUAUUUUGUGUCUCGCUUCUGUCGUUUUGUGUCUCGCUUCUGUCGUUUUGUGUCUUGUUUUUGUCAAUUUGUGUCUCGUUUUGUGUCAAGUUUCGUCUCGUUUUGUGUCAAGUUUCGUCUCGUUUUGUGUCAAGUUUCGUCUCGUUUUGUGUCUUGUUUUUGUCACAUUGUUACCAUAGCAACGAAAUACUUCUCAGCCUCAGGUUUGUUUUAGUAUUGUUCUGUGUUAUUAACACAGAUGAUGUGUGGCACUUCUUAUUUUUUCAUAAUGAGGAAUAAUCCUAUCGAAUUUGACUUUUGGCUCAGAUCUUUUCAUUGUGUCCAUUAAACGAGUGAUAACAGAUAUUAAGCUGUGAAGCUGCAACAGCUAUCAUAUCAAAAUGCAAACUAGAGACAUAUUAAAAACACAAAAAAGAAUUGGUCACCCUUGAGCGGUACCGAUACUGGAUAUUUUGGGUCCAGGCCCAUGGACUAAUAGAUAAGAAUGCUCUAAAGACAAAAGUAUGUGGGAGAAGUUGAUCGAGCACAAGAAUGUUACCUACAGCUGCCACAUUUUACAUUUCUUUCAAGAAAUCUUGCACCUUUCUUUGACGUAUUUUAUUCUAUUACACCAUAUGAUUUAAAUGUUUUAAUGUAGUUUAAUUUCAAUCAGUCAAUCAAUCACAGUUUCUUUAGCCUUUUACAACAAAGUGCUUCAAUUUGUGCUGGGAAUGUUUCAUAUGUUCUAUAAUAAUCAUGGCAUUAUAGCUUAUAUAAUUAUAUUUUAUUGAUAAAAUAAAAGCUAUUAUCAAAGGAAGUAGCAAAGAUUAGUAAGGAUGAAGUGAGGAGGACAUUGAAGAGGAUGAAGAGUGGAAAGGCACUUGGUCCUGAUGAUAUACCUGUGGAGGUAUGGAAGUGUCUCGGAGAGGUAGCAGUAGAGUUUUUGACUGGGUUUUUCAACAGGAUCUUAAAUAGUGAGAAGAUGCCCGAGGAAUGGAGGAGAAGCGUGCUGGUGCCCAUCUUUAAGAACAAGGGAGAUGUGCAGAGUUGUGGCAACCAACUACAGAGGAAUAAAGCUGAUGAGCCACACGAUGAAGCUAUGGGAAAGAGUAGUUGAAGCUAGACUAAGGGCAGAGGUGAACAUCUGUGAGCAGCAGUAUGGUUUCAUGCCAAGAAAGAGUACAACAGAUGCAAUAUUUGCUUUGAGAAUGUUGAUAGAGAAGUACAGAGAAGGUCAGAAGGAGCUGCAUUGUGUCUUUGUAGAUCUGGAGAAAGCUUAUGACAGGGUGCCGGGUGCACGAGUGCAGGAGGCCUAGAGGAAGACCAAAGAGGAGGUUUAUGGAUGUGAUUAAAGAGGACAUGAAGGUAGUUGGUGUGAGAGAAGAGGAUGCAGCAGACAGGGCUAGAUGGAGGCAACUGAUUCGCUGUGGCGACCCCUGAAGGGAAAAGCCAUUUGUCAAUUUUGUUUGUUGCUCCUGAAGAUGAACUGUGCAGGGUUUACAGAUGCACUUUUAUUAUGAGUUUAAAGCUUACACAUCUGCUAAAAUUAUAAAUAUCAUUAUAUUGAUCACAAUCUCUUGCAUUUAAAUGUCAGUGUAUUCGUUUUUUUAGGAUCAACCUCCAGUUUUGUUUUGUUUGUUGCACUCAGGUAGCCUAGCCGCACUAGACCCAGCUCUUAAGACACAAGGGUCUAGGAAUACUCGACAGGGAGUGAGGCGGGCUCAAAGGUUGUCUUUCAAAUCACUCUGCAGCAAUUGGGUAGGUAUACAACCAAUCAGCGCAACGAAUAGGCUGACGUAGUUCCUAAGAGCGCCGGAUUGUAGCUAAGUCCCAUUAGCUUCCCAAACAGCGGAGCCAACUGGUGUAUUAAGGAUUUGCCAUAUCCCGUCGGCAUAAGUCCGAAUACGUCUUACUUCUCAAUGAAACACUUCAGUGCCGUCCUUUGUUUAUCUUUCAAGUUGAAUUGUAGUUUCAAAUCUUUAAGGGCUGUGGUCAAAGCCGAGUCGAAAGAUAACUGUUUAUUGUGCGCCGGUUGUUUCUGUCAGAAUCGUCGCGCCUCUGUCGUCACUUAGUUACGCCCGCCUUCUGACUCUACACUUCAUGGUGAUUCGUCCGGCCAGUUUUAGGAGCAUCCAACCUCGAGCCUUAUGGAGGGUAACUAGACCCACCCUGGCAGAGAAUUAAAUUCGUUGCCGUGGGUUGUAUAGCGCGGCUAGGCUAGCACUCAGGCAAAACAUUGUUAAAAUGGCUUCCUGUUUUCUUUGUUGCAUGAUAUAUAUUUGUACAUACUGUAUAUUAUUUUAGACAUUCUUUCUGUAAAUUCUUUAGCCAUGUAGCAAUCUUUAGAGUGCUGCAGUUUAUUUGGAUCUGUAUAUCAUCCACUAUGCAUCUAUGUAGUGCUGUAUGUACUUUUCAAAAUUAUAAAGAACUACACAUUCAAACUGUCUUUCCUAAAAAUUCAGUAUUGUAAUUUUCUCCUGUCCUGACAUACACACUGCGCUACGUUGGGCUUGUCUUGGAAGGAAGAUUGUUGAUUUAAGAAGUGUGUUUGUUCAUUUAAUGGUUGUUAAAGAACAGUUUUUGUCUUCUCCUGUAACUGUGGGCAAACAAAUAAACAGGGAUGGAAAAGGGUGAAAAUGAUGCA
Molecule: messenger RNA, 5063 nt
Organism: Acanthochromis polyacanthus (spiny chromis)
Lineage: Eukaryota; Metazoa; Chordata; Actinopteri; Pomacentridae
Product: sodium- and chloride-dependent betaine transporter-like
Exons: 14
Coding region: 432-2237 (601 amino acids)
Biological process (GO): sodium ion transmembrane transport
Cellular component (GO): membrane
Source: RefSeq, a predicted model, not a curated record